Messenger RNA from Pleuronectes platessa (European plaice), 2091 nucleotides. RefSeq names its product cilia and flagella associated protein 36 (gene cfap36). The record is from RefSeq and is a predicted model, not a curated record. Bases 34 to 1305 code for a protein of 423 amino acids. Gene Ontology annotation, cellular component: ciliary base; axoneme. Lineage: Eukaryota; Metazoa; Chordata; Actinopteri; Pleuronectiformes; Pleuronectidae. The transcript has 11 exons.
GCUACCGCCGCCCGGCGCUCCGCAGCGGCCACCAUGGCGGAGGACGACAGCGACUGGGUCGUGGAGAGCAUCGUGGGCUACCUGGGCAGCCCCGAGUGGGUCGUCCCCGUCACGGACUUCAUGGAGAACAAAUGCACAGUUUUUGAUGACGAAGAUGAAAACAAAUUAUCAUACACAGACAUCCAUCGGCAGUAUAAGAAGCUGGUGGAGAAGCUGUUGGAGAACUACAUGGAGGAGGUUGGCAUCAACGAGCAGCAGUUCCUGGAUGCGUGCUCCUCUCCCUUUGCCAAGUCCAACACACUACAGUCGGUGUUCCAGCCGGUUCUGGCCACAGACGACUUCCAGAUGUUCCGCUCGAUGAUGGUUCAGAAGAAUAUGGAACUCCAGCUUCAAGCCCUCAGGGUCAUUAAAGAGAGAAAUGGGGAGCUUCCAGAGUGUCUGACUGAUGGUGUGGAUGUGAUGACGGAGCUGCAGCAACAAGAGAUGAAAAUCCUGCAAGAGGUUCUCAGAAAAUCAAAAGAGGAGUACGAAGAGCAAAUGUCCAGGAGGCAGCUGUUCGAGGAGGAGGUUGGUUCCACCUCCAGCGACUGCUCUGAUAGGCCAGUGGCAGAGAGCGGCAGAGCCCAGAAUACCACCUCUGCUCCCAGCCAGCAACGCACCAAUGCCAAGGCUAAAGCUGAGGGGAACGGUGGCAGCAGAGGCAGCAGCAGCAGUAACGGUCACCUCACUCCACUAGUGAACGGAAACACUGCCACUGAACUGAAUCGGGUCAAGGUCAACCCUGUCAGAAAAGAGGAGAGGAAGACAACUGACCCCGGAGCUGGAGAUGAAAAAGGUUCAGCUAAGAGCCGGUCCUCAUCCAAACUCAUUCCAGAUUGUAACAGUGUGGAGUCCAGAGUCCUUCCAGCGGUGAGAGCUCCAGUGAAGUCUGCCGAGCCGUCCGCCAGCAGCGCUCCUCGGCCCACGGAGCAGAGCAGCAGGAGCCGGACUGCGGCCGAGACGUGUCUGGAGGAGGCGCACAGGGAGGCGGGCUUCUCUAAGCCAUUUACUGAGUUGUCAUCGUCACAGCAGGAGGAGCUCCAGCAGAGGGCAGCAUAUCUCUGUCAGCAGCGAGACAAGCUGCACGCGCUGAAGAAGGAGCAGCAGAAGACCAAGCAGACCACCACAUCAGAGGAGGCCCCCCCACCAGCACCUGCACCACCAGCACCCACCCCCACCCCGGAGAUAUCUGCUGAGGAGAGGAAGAAGCUCCAGAAGAGAAAACAUCUGGCCGACAAGCUGAAAGAGGAAGUGAUCAAGAAGUAACUUCCCCCUCCGACUUCACUCCGGGGAUCAAACAUUUUACAACCUUUACUUUACCUCCGUCCGUCCGUCAGAUAGUUCACUCCCCACGACACAUUUCAAGAUACUUCCCAAAGAAACACCAAUAGUACGAGAUCUUCCCGAAACCCGGAGCUUUUCCCCUGGUGGUCUACAGAGGAGAACUGGCCCAUUUUACUUUGUGAAAGUACCGGUGUGUGGCAGAAUCCACUCAUACCAGGGGCCACACAAGUAUUAUAAGAUCUGUCAAUUACAAAUGUUGGAACGAGAGAAUUCAGAGAACGUCAGGUGGAGAACUCCGAUUACUUUCACUUCACUAGAUGUUCGAGGCCUGUGUCCAACACAUCGCUCCUCAUUCAGCACAGAGGACGACACUAAAUGUGGACUGUUCAAAUUGAAUUGCAAAAUGUACCCACUGUAUAAUGUCCUCACACAUUUAAUUGCAUGCAUCUGUCCAGCGAAUGUGGGAGAGGACUUUAUUUCUAUAGUCCAGCGUGGUGGUGACAUUAACCAGCACAGGUGUUCAGUCUUGUUUCUCCACUGUCGUUAGCAUGUACAUCACAUAGCUGAGAACCCAGUAGCAGCUCAGCUCGGAGGGGGGGGUGGGGGACCACGCCGCUGUGUGUUCGUCAAGGAGCCAAGAGAACCGCGUCACGCUUUCUACUAGGAACGCCGUAAUCUGCAGUCUUCACUUUAAGCAAUCUUGAUGCAGUUUCUAUGUAACAUUGCUAUCAGGUAUGCUGUUUAAUAAAUCACAUUUUAUAGAAACAA